Helicoverpa zea (corn earworm) is the source of this 1699-nucleotide messenger RNA. RefSeq names its product RPA-interacting protein-like. Gene Ontology annotation, biological process: protein import into nucleus. NCBI's taxonomy places the organism in Eukaryota, Metazoa, Arthropoda, Insecta, Lepidoptera, Noctuidae. The coding region runs from base 207 to 803 and encodes 198 amino acids. The transcript is spliced from 4 exons. The record is from RefSeq and is a predicted model, not a curated record. Gene Ontology annotation, cellular component: nucleus.
UAUCGUAGCAUAGCGUAGUAAAUCCUUAACUGCCUAGCCGUUUCCCAAAUAUGUUGGAGCCUGGGUAGGCUUUCAGUCUAACCGGAUGCACAGCUGAGUAGUGAAUACCAGUGCCUUAUAUAAAGUGACUGCCCAUGUGACGUCUUCAACCCAGUUUUCCGUAACACCAGGGAAGAUGGAAAAUAAAUUGUCUCGUAAUCACAAAAAUGACGUCGUCACCUAAAUUCAAGAAUUUAGGUUGUAAGCCUAAACAAUCUCCAAUAGAGUUAAAAGAAAAAAUGAGAAAGAAUUACAAAAACAAAAUUCAGAACUGCCGUGGUAUGUUGAUGGAUAAACUGCGAGGCUCAUUAUUGGAAAAAGAUUUAUGCAAUACUUUAACAGACAUAUACAAAAGUUUAUACAACGGUGCUGGUGACAUUGAUGAUGAAGAAUAUGAACUCAUGGAGGAACUUAAAAAUGAGCUAGUACAGGAAGAACUGGAGUGGUGCAUCAAAGAGUAUGAGAGAAGUCAAAUGGAAAAUAUUGAUUGGUCCUCAGUUGAAGAAGACAACAAUGUAAUUUGCCCAAUAUGCCAGAAAAUAAAUGUUCAAAUUCGAAAUGGGUAUCUUAACUGCUCUCAGUGCAAAAUUGCAAUUAAAACACAGAAACCACUUGCAGAAAUUAAAAAGACUCUUUUAAGUUCAGUAGAUACUCAUAAUGCUAUGUGCAAUAGUAAUGCACAGUUUGGAAUAGUGGCAGAAGAAAAUGAAAGUCAUAUUUACCUUAUUUGUGAUAGUUGUAUGGAAAUGAAAUUAAUAGUUUAAUAUCCUAAACAUAAUAUUUGUUAACACAUUUAGGUUUGUUAAGCUGGUAUUCCAAACAUAAAUGUUUUAACAAAUAUUGGUGAAAUCAAUGUUUUUUCUGUUGUUACUAGAAUAAGUGGUUGUGACAAAUUCUUGUAUUGUCGAGGAUUUCUUUCGUUUUUUCUCUAAUAAAUUGUUAUUUAAUUGUUUGAUGACACUAUAAAUAAGUGGUGUUUUGCUGUAUCUAUUCAAAUCAUAACACAAUUUAAAGAAUAGGCCUAUCAAUAUUCCCUUCAGCAUCUAUAUUUCACCCAAUUUCAGUCAAUGCAUGUUAAAAAAACAUUUUUAUAAAUAAAAAUAGUGUAGUUCCAAAAUCCAGUUAGUAUAUCAUAUCCAAAAUACAAUUUGCAUAUGAAGUAAACAAAUAUUUUUAUAUGCAUAGAUGUAAGGACAACUAGUAAAUCUCUUUUAUAAAUCUGUACACACAAAACAUGUUAUUGUUUUGGUUGAAGCAAUUAUAAUCAUUUUGUCGUUUUCUUAACCCUAAAAGUUAGUGUAGUAUAGCUAUUUUUGUUAGCAAUUGUAAUUGAUUUUAGAAUAUAACAUAAUAGAGUAGAAUUUAUUAGUUUCAUGGCGCAUGUCACCCUUUGUACCGUGAAUUAGUAGUGUCGUUAUUAUAUAUUCUGUGAUUGUAAUUUUAUAAGAACCCUUUUUUGUUAUGAUGACAUUGCAAGAACAUUGUGUAUGAAACAUGUCAAGGAUGGAAUUUAAUUGUAGACCAUAAGGCAUUAGCUGUGUUAAAAACUAUAAAAAUAUUUUUAGUUUUAUUGUUAAUAUUUUUUUUAAUAAGCAUUAUCAGUUUGUCAUAGAGUAUUCCUUAAAAGCAAUUGUUUUUGAUUAUAUUUUCUUAAAUACUA